GAAACCUCAGCAGCGCCAAGCUUUCCAGGUUAUCAUGGCGAUAAGAGACACAUCUUCCCCCUGAGUCCCUGCAGCAGCAACAGAAACAACAAAGGAUUUCUUCCACCGCUACAUGAAAACACACACCGAGUCGCGUGCAGCGCGGGGACCUGGCGGACUUUUAGCCCAGAUUGGAGAAAGGACAUAGCGCGUGAAUCACCGCCAUGGCAGCGUCGGAGCUGUACACGAAGUGUGCUCGGGUGUGGAUCCCCGACGCAGAGGAGGUGUGGAAGUCCGCCGAGCUGACCAAGGACUACAAAAAUGGCGACACCUCCCUGCAGCUCAUGCUGGAGGAUGGAACGAACAUUGAGCACAAACUGGACCCCAAAACAAAGAACCUGCCUUACCUGCGAAACCCCGACAUCCUGGUGGGCGAGAAUGACCUCACAGCACUCAGCUACCUCCACGAGCCGGCCGUGCUGCACAACCUCAAAGUCCGCUUCAUCGACUCCAAGCUCAUCUACACUUACUGUGGAAUCGUUCUGGUGGCCAUCAACCCGUAUGAGCCGCUGCCCAUCUACGGCUCAGACAUCAUCAAUGCGUACAGCGGUCAGAACAUGGGAGACAUGGACCCACACAUCUUCGCUGUGGCAGAGGAGGCUUACAAACAGAUGGCCAGGGACGAGAGGAACCAGUCGAUCAUUGUGAGUGGGGAGUCCGGAGCAGGAAAGACGGUAUCAGCCAAAUACGCCAUGAGAUACUUUGCUACCGUCAGCGGCUCCACCAGCGAGGCCAACGUAGAGCAGAAAGUCUUGGCUUCCAACCCCAUCAUGGAGGCCAUUGGAAAUGCAAAGACCACCCGAAAUGACAACAGCAGUCGCUUCGGGAAAUACAUCGAGAUCGGCUUCGACACGCGCUACCGUAUCAUCGGCGCCAACAUGAGGACAUAUCUGCUGGAGAAGUCGCGGGUGGUCUUUCAGGCCGACGAGGAAAGGAAUUACCACAUCUUCUAUCAGCUUUGUGCAUCAUCCCAUCUGCCUGAGUACAAAAUGCUGACGCUGAGCAGCGCAAACGACUUCUUGUACACCAGGCAGGGCCGCAGCCCGGUUAUCGUCGGUGUGGAUGACACCAUGGAGCUGUCCACCACUCGCAAAGCCUUCACAUUGCUCGGUAUUAAUGAGUCCAACCAGAUGGGGUUGUUCCAGGUUUUGGCUGCUAUUCUUCAUCUGGGAAACGUGGAGAUAAAGGACAGAGACUCAGACAGCAGCGUCAUUCCCCCCAACAAUCGCCACCUGACGGCGUUCUGCGAGCUGGUGGGCGUGAGCUACCAGGACAUGUCUCAGUGGCUGUGCCACAGGAAGCUGAAGACGGCCACAGAGACGUACAUCAAGACCCUGCCCCGCCUGCAGGCCACCAACGCCCGCGAUGCGCUGUCGAAACAUAUCUACGCCAAGCUCUUCAACUGGAUUGUGGCGCACGUGAACAAAGCCCUCAUCACCAAUAUCACACAGCACUCCUUCAUCGGGGUCCUCGACAUCUACGGGUUUGAGACAUUUGAGAUCAACAGCUUUGAGCAGUUCUGUAUCAACUACGCCAAUGAGAAACUCCAGCAACAGUUCAACAUGCAUGUGUUCAAGCUGGAGCAGGAGGAGUACAUGAGGGAGCAGAUCCCCUGGACUCUGAUUGACUUCUACGACAAUCAGCCCUGCAUCAACCUCAUAGAGGCCAAGAUGGGCAUCCUGGACCUGUUGGACGAGGAGUGCAAGAUGCCUAAAGGUUCGGAUGAUUCUUGGGCUCAGAAACUCUACAACACCCACCUAAAGACCUGCUCCCUCUUCGAGAAGCCUCGCAUGUCCAACCGCGCUUUCAUUAUUCAACAUUUUGCUGACAAGGUGGAGUACCAAUGUGACGGUUUCCUGGAGAAGAACAAGGACACAGUGAACGAAGAACAGAUCAAUGUGCUGAAGGCCAGCAAGUUUCACCUGCUGGUGGAGCUGUUUCACGACGGGGAGAAAGCCAUCAGUCCCACUGGUCAGGUCGCUGGCACCGGAGGCCGGACCCGCCUCAGCAUCAAGCCUGACAAGAGCCGGGAAAAGAGCAGCAAGGAGAACAAGAAGACCGUUGGCUGCCAGUUUCGUAACUCGCUGCAUAUGCUGAUGGGUACUUUGAACGCAACAACUCCGCACUACGUGCGGUGCAUCAAACCCAAUGACUUCAAGCUGGGCUUCACGUUCGAUCCUAAACGUGCGGUGCAGCAGCUCAGAGCCUGCGGUGUCCUGGAAACCAUCCGCAUCUCUGCUGCAGGUUUCCCAUCCAGAUGGACGUACCAGGAGUUCUUCAGCCGUUACAGAGUGCUGAUGAAGCAGAAGGACGUGUUACCUGACAAGAAGUUGACAUGCAGAAAUGUUAUGGAGCAACUGGUGCAGGACCAGGACAAAUACCAGUUUGGUAAGACCAAGAUCUUCUUCAGGGCCGGCCAGGUUGCCUACCUGGAGAAGCUGAGGUCGGAGAAGUUGCGUGUUGCCUGCGUUCGCAUCCAGAAGACCAUUCGCUGCUGGCUGGCGCGCAAGAAGUAUCUGCGCAAGCGCAGCGCUGCCAUCACCAUCCAGAGGUUCACCAGAGGAUACCAAGCUCGCUGCCUGGCCAAGUUCAUGCGUCGCUCGCAGGCGGCCACCGUUAUCCAGAAGUACCAGCGGAUGUGCGUGGAGAGGAAACACUACAGACAGAAGCAGGCUGCCGCUCUGGUCAUGCAGACGAUCCUCCGAGCUUACAUGGCCCGGCAGAAGUACCAGGCGUUACUGCGGGAGCACAAGGUUGUGAUCAUUCAGAAGCGCGUCCGUGGCUGGUUGGCUCGAUGCUGGUACAAGCGCUGCCUCGUCUCCAUCGUCUACCUGCAGUGCUGCUUCCGCAGGAUGAAGGCCAGGCGCCAGUUGAAGAAGCUGAAGAUCGAGGCCCGCUCAGUGGAGCACUUCAAGAAGCUCAACAAAGGCAUGGAGAACAAGAUCAUGCAGCUGCAGAGGAAACUCGACGAGCAGAACAAGGAAAAGCGGUUGGUCAACGAGAAGCUCGUCGCUCUGGAGAAUACCUACACAACAGAGAGCGAGCGGAUGCGCGGCGAGCUGGGCCGGCUGCGCGGGGUGGAGGAGGAUGCCAAGAACAAAGGCAACCAAGUGACCUCGCUGCUGGAGGAGCUGGAGAAGCUGAGGAAGGAGCUGAGUUCCACACAGAAGGAGAAAAAGACCAUCGAGGACUGGGCGCAAACCUACAGGAGCGAAAUGGAGAAAAUGGUCUCAGAGCUGAAGGAACAGAAUGGCUCGCUGAAGAAAGAGAAGGACGACUUGAACAGGUUGAUUCAGGAACAGAGUCAGCAGAUGACAGAGAAAAUGGUCCGUGCGAUAGCCGAGGAGACUCAGCAGCUGGAGACGAAUCUGAACGAGGAGCGAUCUCGCUACCAGAACCUCCUGACGGAACACCGUCGCCUCGAGGAGAAACACGACGACCUGAAGGAGGAGAUGGUUUCUUCGAACGUCUCCAAGCCCGGCCACAGGAGAACAGAUUCCACCCACAGCAGCAACGGAUCCGAGUACACAUACAACUCCGAGUGCGCCGAAUUGGAAGAAGGUUCCCGUGCUGCCGAAGAUGUGACACGAGGGAUAGACACCUCGCUGACCCUCAAGCUGCAGAAACGUUUAACAGAACUGGAGCAAGAAAAGCAGUCGCUGCGCAACGAACUGGAAAACAAAGAGGAUCAGUUCCUGCGGGCUAGAGCCAGGGAUGACGUUGAGUUUAAAAAGGCUCGAGGGGCAGAGCUGGAGUACGAGUCCCUCAAGCGUCAGGAGCUGGAGUCGGAGAACAAGAAACUGAAACAUGACCUGGUGGACAUAAGGCAAAGCCUGCUGGGUAACGCAGCUACAGGUGCUGGGGCCCCGGGCUCCCCAGCUUACAAGGUGGUCUUGGAGCAGCUCAACUCGUCCUGUGAGGAACUGGAGGUCCGUAAGGAGGAGGUGCUGAUCCUGCGCUCCCAGCUGGUCAGCCAGAAGGAAGCCAUGCACCACAAGGAUGAGAAGGAAACCAUGACGGAGCUUUCGGUCUUUGUUGAGGAUGUGUCCAAACUGAAGGACGCUGGUGAACUCAAGCAGGCUUACAUGGGCCUCAAAGACACCAACAGAUCUGCCGCUCCAGACUUCCAUAAGCUGAAUGAGGACGGAGAGCUGUGGCUGGUUAAUCAGGGCUUAAAGGAAACCAUCAGGCUACUGGAGCACCAGCUGCAGACUCAGCGGAGAGGUUACGAUAGCGAGGUGGAGUCGUUGCGCGGCGAGCUGCAGAAUGUCAAGGAGGAUAACAACCGUCAGCAGCAGCUCUUGGCCCAAAACCUGCAGCUGCCUCCGGAGGCCCGAAUCGAAGCCAGUCUGCAGCACGAGAUCACCCGGCUCACCAACGAGAACCUGGAACUCCUGGCUGAAGACCCCACAGCGUCCCGAGAGGCUCGAGUCAUCAUUUUACGACGGAUGGUUGAUCUAAUGGAGCAGCUGGAGAAGCAGGACCGAACCAUCCGCAAGCUCAAGAAGCAACUGAAGGUGUACUCCAAGAGGAUCGGAGAGAUGGGGGCGGGUCAAACCGAGGGACAAACGUCUCCAGGACAGAUGGUGGACGAGCCGAUUCACCCCGUCAACAUUCCUCGCAGGGAGAAAGAUUUCCAAGGGAUGCUGGAGUACAAGAAGGAGGAUGAACUGAAACUGGUCAAGAACCUCAUCCUUGAGCUGAAGCCUCGUGGUGUGGCCGUGAAUCUGAUCCCAGGUCUGCCGGCCUACAUCCUGUUCAUGUGUCUGAGACAUGCAGACUACGUCAACGAUGACCAGAAGGUCCGCACCCUGCUCACCUCAACCAUCAACAGUAUUAAGAAGAUCCUAAAGAAACGAGGAGACGACUUUGAGACGGUCUCCUUCUGGUUGGCGAACACCUGCCGCUUCUUACACUGUCUGAAACAAUACAGCGGAGACGAGGCCUUCAUGAAGCACAACACGCAGAGACAGAAUGAACACACUCUGUCCAACUUCGACCUGGCAGAGUACAGACAGGUGAUCAGUGACCUGGCCAUCCAGAUCUACCAGCAGCUGAUCAAAUGCAUGGAGAACAUCCUCCAGCCCAUGAUAGUUUCUGGCAUGCUGGAACACGAGACCAUCCAGGGAGUUUCGGGGGUGAAGCCCACGGGCCUCCGUAAGCGAACAGCUAGUAUCGCAGACGAGGGCACCUACACGCUUGACUCCAUCCUGAGGCAGCUCAGCGCCUUCCACUCCACCAUGUGCCAGCACGGCACCGACCCCGAGCUCAUCAAACAAGUGGUGAAGCAGCAGUUCUACAUCAUCGGAGCAGUCACCCUCAACAACCUGCUGCUACGCAAGGACAUGUGCUCCUGGAGCAAAGGCAUGCAGAUCAGGUACAAUGUGAGCCAGCAGGAGGAGUGGCUCAGAGACAAAGGUCUAAUGGUAUGCGGAGCCAAGGAGACUCUGGAGCCUCUGAUCCAGGCCGCACAGCUGCUGCAGGUGAAGAAAAAGACUGACGAGGACGCCGAUGCCAUCUGCUCCAUGUGCCUGGCCCUCACCACCGCUCAGAUUGUGAAGGUCUUGAACCUCUACACUCCAGUCAAUGAAUUUGAGGAGAGAGUAUCGGUGUCAUUCAUACGAACCAUACAGACUCGCUUGCGAGAUCGUUGCGAGAGUCCGCAGUUGUUGAUGGACACCAAGAUGAUUUACCCGGUCACUUUCCCGUUCAGCCCUUCCUCCCUCGCCCUGGAGACCAUCCAGAUCCCCAGCUCGCUCAACCUGGGCUUCCUCACCCGCGUCUAAAUCGAGGCGCCACAGGACGGCAGCCGUUUUGAUGUAGUGGCCACAGUUGGAAUUGCAGGUCAAAAUAAAUAAAUCAAAACAUUAGGAUUUGUAGUCGCACAGUUUGAGCAAUUAUGUCCAAAAUAUUAGCUGAAAAGCCUCCAAGAGCUUCUAAUUUAAAACAUGGAUUCCAGUUCUCUUAAGCCUUCCCUUGAUCCUGAACAUUGACACACAGAAAAUCAGACAAAAGAAAACCCCAUCACAUACUGAACUUUCAACAUGCAUCUGUACAAUACGUGCAUCCUCUGAACGUACACAUGCACGCCUACACUCAUGUGCACUUUCUCGCUUACAAAACGCACACAUACACACAAAACCAACGGUCACCGCCGCCGCUGGUUUAAAUCUGUCUGUAAAAGGCCGUCGUCCAUCCACUGCUUGUAAAAACGCCUGCCUCUGAAAGAAGCCCCAGGAUCAGGUCUACGCCUCCAGUACUCUCUCUGCAUCCACACCUGGGUCUGUUUGAGUGGUCCCGACCCCGGUUCCCCCAGCUCCUUCCUUUUGUGUUUCAACUAGCUGUUAAGAUUGUUCUUCUUGUUGCCCAUUUAAAAGCCCAGUUGGGCUGAUAAGAAAUCUAAUUUUGUCAUUGUCUCGUUCUCCGGUGAGAAUGUACGUAACAAUACACGGGAGCGGACCCAAAAGAGGGGUCGAGACCUCACAAAGAGGAAUAACUUCAUGAAUUGUAGUCUCGCCUCGAAUGUCGAGUCUAUAUUUAAGAGGCAAAGCGAACGCUGAGUCCCAGUAGGAAGCCGACUGAGUGUCUCUCUCCACCCCAUGUUGAGGCUUCGCUCUGCCGUCGUCAUUUCACCCUCUGAACACAGUCAAGCCAAGACAGAUCUCACCAUCUGUACUACAUUAUUUAUACAUAUAUAAAUAUGAAUAAUACAUAUCAUGUAUUUUAUUUAUUGCAUUUACCUCCGUCCCCACCCUCCCUUUAUUAGAUUAGAAGCUUUCUCUUUGCAGUAAACAUGUCUGAUGUAUGAAGGCUGGGACCAUCAUUUCCCACAGCUUUGUAAGGACCGCUUUAGUUUAGGUCCAUUGUAGGCUGUUUAUGUCAAUAUCAGGUAACUUAUGUCGUAUAGUUUAAGGAGUGCCGGCACAGAUGAUUAUUUGUUAGGUCACGUCUUGACGUAGAGAUGUCGCUUUAUCCCGUUUAUUCUGCAUUUCAGGGCAGAUGAAGUGUAGCAGGGGUUUUAACUGAGGAGAGAUUUAGAAGGUACGAGGUUUAAGCUCUGGCGAGGGUUUAACCUGCGAUUGUCUCUACCGUUUACAGCUGUGACCAGAGCUGAGCGGCACAGGAAACACUGGCACAAAGAUAUUUAACUCACAUUACACUCUUACUUAUUGCUGUAUCACCGGGAGGUUUUUCCUCCUCUCUCUACUUGUCUUCUCUGGUCACAGCUCUAGUCAGCGCUUUGAAGCGGUGAUACUAUUAUCAACGUGGAAAUAUUUAUUUCAGUAUUGUCAUUUUCUUAAGCAUUAAAGCUAUGUAUAUUAUGAAGCCAUGUAUCACUGAGCAGAAUGGACAGAAAAGGUUUCUCUGAUGUUGGUUACACCAGCGUCUUCUGCUUUAUUCCCACACGAACAAUAACUGCAGUUGAGGGCUCCGGUUCCUCUCCCGUUCAAUAUGGGCCUUUUAUAACCAAAAACAAUAGAAUAUGUGCUACUGCACUUUUCCCACAUCUCAAUUGCAUGGGGGUUACGGACGGAGAAAGAUAUUUUAGUCUUUUCUGUUUGGUGCUCUCAUUGUUUUGGUUCAGAUAUCCAGACCUAUUCGGUCUGAGGGUGAUAUUGCACCACACCCCAUACUCCGUAUGGCCACAGUGGGAUAAUAACUGCACAGCAUGCGCUGCUGCUGCUGCUGCUGCCCUCGUCUAACCUGCACAGGCUUUACCAGCAUUACUAUUUACCAGAAAUGAACCUGCAUGCUUUUGUUCUAUUUAGUUGUUUGAACAGAGCUAAGAGUCGUCAGAUGAGUGUUCGGGAAUCUGUCGAUGUCGUUACAAAAAGUCCUUUGUCUGCAUUCACAUGGUCCUCGCUGCCUCGUGUUUAACACUUUUUCCCCCCCGUCUACUUCCUGUUGUGCCAUUAGUAUUAACAGUCAACCAAAUUUGCCUAAUGACCUUUACCCUUUCACAAACUUCAUUCAUUCAAUUAUCUUUUGAAGGUGCUUACAUAUAAAGGAGCUUGUGAAUGGUCACCAAAACUGGACUCUUUUUUAAAAUUUAUUUAAUGUAUUCUUUUGUUUUAAACCGACCAACAAAGGAAAUAAUUGAAUUGCUGGUGAAGAUACAGUAUGCGCAGAGAAAUAAAUAUAUUUUACCACGGUGAAGUAUCUCAUUAAAUGCCAUAUUAAUUACAGAUGAAAACAAAAGAGGAGUAAAGAGAAGUUAUUAUGUGAAGUUGUUUUGUGUUGCACUUGUAUUUGAGAACAAUUUGAUAUCCAUAUGCUCUCAUUGGGACCACAUGUUAUCAGUCUGCCUUCUGUUAUAUCACUCGGGUUUAUAGGUAGUUUAAAGUAUGGUUUGUGUAACAAGUACAUUUCUGUGGCGAGGAAGGAGGUGACUGAAAGAAUUAAUUAACCACAUGAAUGUUUCAAAUUGUUAAUGAAGUGUAUCAUGAUUUUAGUUGCACAUUGUUGGACAAAGCCUUAUCUGAAUGAUUUGCUAUCUAAACGACUUAAACACACGAUCAACAUUGUAGCAUUGUUUUGUUCCGUCAGUGCAGUUUUUGUUUUUUCUCAACUGUAAAAUGAAUAUAAAUUGUUAAAUGUGGUCAUUUCUUUUAUUUUGAUAUGGUGUCCUUUUGUCCUACAGUUGGUGUCACAGAUGGGUCGCACUGUUUAGCCAUCAGUCCAGAUGCACUUUUGAGACAUUGUCAGAUAAAUGAGAGCUGGAUAAAGAACCGUAAAGAGAAACGAGCCUUCUACUGAACUGCGACGCAUUACGCUUCCUUUACCACAUUCCCUCUGCGAGUGGGCGCUUCGCUUUCAUAAUCAGUGAUUUUUCUUUUCCGGCUGUUGAUGAAUUAAUUAAUUAACGCAUCCACGGGUAAGAAGACAAACACUCCUGCUAGUUUGGUUGCAGAGCAGCCUUGGUCAGAGCAUCCUCGUGGACUGAAGUAUUUAGAGUGCAGUUGGAAGGCUUGCCUAGUUUCAGAGGAGGAAAGCACACACACACACACACACACACACAGGUCCAUUCAUUUUGUUGAGCAGAGCUGCAGCGUCUUGCUCCUCUGGGCUUCUCUUGGGCUCUCAUAAAGGAGAAAGUGUCAUUCUUUCACUCUGCGUUUUUACACGAAGGAGAGAGUUGGUUGUAUGAUAUGACGCAGACAUUAUAAAUGACCAUUGUUCUUAUCAGCACUCGCGUUGAUUGUGCCAUUUUAAAGAAUUGUUAAAAACCAGAACAUAUAUCAUCGUCCCAGCUGUCGUGGUGCUGGUGUGACCAUGCUGAAGCCAGCGCCACAUGUUUCCUCUCUGACCCAUGUGUACAUUUGACAAACUGGACUGUUUGUAGUUUCUGGUAUCUGUGCUUAGUGAAUGUGUUCACCGUUAAGAAACCGAGAAACUUGGAAAAAAUUGUCAAAUCUGUAAAAGUAAAAUAAAAUAAUUCAGC
Messenger RNA from Cyclopterus lumpus (lumpfish), 9481 nucleotides. RefSeq names its product myosin VAa (gene myo5aa). Gene Ontology annotation, cellular component: actin cytoskeleton; vesicle; myosin complex. The record is from RefSeq and is a predicted model, not a curated record. The transcript has 42 exons. Gene Ontology annotation, molecular function: ATP binding; microfilament motor activity; actin filament binding. The coding region runs from base 204 to 5825 and encodes 1873 amino acids. NCBI's taxonomy places the organism in Eukaryota, Metazoa, Chordata, Actinopteri, Perciformes, Cyclopteridae. Gene Ontology annotation, biological process: vesicle transport along actin filament; actin filament organization.